GAACCGGCGCGGUCCGGAGCCGCGUGCAGUGUGUUGGGGCAUGCCCCGCUACGAGCUGGCUUUGAUCCUAAAAGCCAUGCAGCGGCCAGAGACCACUGCUGCUCUGAAAAGGACGCUCGGAGCCUUGAUGGACAGAGGGGCGAUAGUGAGGACCUUGGAAAACCUGGGCGAACGUGCGCUUCCCUACAGGAUGUCCACCCACGGCCAGCGGCACAGCAGAGGAGGGUAUUUCUUGGUGGAUUUUUAUGCCCCAACGGCAAGUGUGGAGAGCAUAGUGGAUCACUUGUCUCGAGACAUUGAUGUGAUUAGACCUACCAUUGUGAAGCACCCUCUGACCCAGGAGGUGAAGGAGUGUGACGGGAUUGUCCCGGUCCCACUUGAGGAGAAGCUGUAUUCCACCAAGAGGAGGAAGUGAGAAGACUCACCAGGUUGGGCCUUGUGUCUAAUUCACUCGCUUUGGAGCACCGUGGAUUACUCAUUUGCAAGCUUGGCCUUUGUGUUAAGUGGGUCACAGUGCACCGCGAGGUCCUCUUCGCUGCGAAAGGCGGGGCAGUGAUGGCUGGAGCUGCUUUGUAACCCGCGUGGUUCCAGCGCGCGGUUCCUGACUCCGUUAAACUCAGUGCAGUGUUUGGUCGGUGAGAUCUCUCUGCCCUGCAACACUCACAUCCCUUUAAAUAAUAAAACAUAAAAGUGUCUUCGAUUGCAAGCUAGUCAUUCAGGCUGUAUAACUUGGUGAAAUAAAAUAUCACUGUAAAACCA
Artibeus jamaicensis (Jamaican fruit-eating bat) is the source of this 759-nucleotide messenger RNA. RefSeq names its product mitochondrial ribosomal protein S6 (gene MRPS6). The record is from RefSeq and is a predicted model, not a curated record. Gene Ontology annotation, cellular component: mitochondrial small ribosomal subunit; ribosome. Gene Ontology annotation, molecular function: structural constituent of ribosome; small ribosomal subunit rRNA binding. The transcript is spliced from 3 exons. Gene Ontology annotation, biological process: translation. Lineage: Eukaryota; Metazoa; Chordata; Mammalia; Chiroptera; Phyllostomidae. Bases 41 to 415 code for a protein of 124 amino acids.